AUGUCCGAACCUGACCUUGACCUCAACCUCGACCUCGGCCUCGACCUCGACCUCGACUACGACUUCAACUACUACUCCGACUCCGGCUCCGAAUUCGACUUCGACACUUACCCCCAGGAGUUAUCACAAAACAAAGAGAUAACAGUCUGCCAAACCUCUACCUUACUGAAUCUUCCCAGAGAAGUCCGAGACGAGAUUCUCAAAUACGUACUCGCCCCGGAAACCGGCGUGCAAGUUGUGAUCGAGGCCAAGCCCAACACUCAGCCCAUCAUGGACAUCAUUAUCAAGCCCAGAACCUUACCCCUCCGGCCCCCUUACGGCAGCGGCGACUUCGAGCAGACACCCUUCAGACGCAAGACAAAAUGGGCUGCCAACUUCCUGAAACCCCUAUGCAGACAACUGUACAACGAGAGCCGAGACGCCAUCUUCGAGGCCAAUGAGACAAUUGAUUUGGUAUGCUUGUGCCAAUUCAGGCCUUCGGUCCACGAGUUGAAAGUCUUGUUCGGCCAGAUGAGCGGGCCUGCGAGACGGAAUUUGCGCCGUGUGAUUGUGAUUGGGAACAACUGGCAGUACAUCGAGGGUGAGACUAAGUGCGCCGACUUUCCAAAGUACGUGGAGAACUUUAGGGGAGUCUGUGAGGAGUACCCUCAUGUCAAUAUCACGAUACAAGCUCCAUGCAUGUGGUCAUUAGCUUGCAAGUGGCUCGAUAUUGCUAUUGGACUGCACUGUGCGAUCCGGGGUCCAAGUGCACUGUCUCAUUUGCUGUGGCAAAGUCCCGAUCCAUUGACGAUUGACCGACUAGACACUUUCGCUCUGUUGUUCGGGGACGGCACAGUUAAGGUGCCAGGAAACAUGCGGUUCGAAUUUGCCCUUGACGAUUAUCCGCAAGACUAUGUUGAGGCGGAGCUGGAGAAGUAUGAAGAAAUGGGACUGGUGCCGUCACCGGAGGCGAUGCUUGAGUUGAAGCAGGCUGCUAGGCGAUUGUAUGAUGAGGGUAUUUGA
This is a messenger RNA of Plenodomus lingam JN3, 1002 nucleotides long. RefSeq lists its product as uncharacterized. Lineage: Eukaryota; Fungi; Ascomycota; Dothideomycetes; Pleosporales; Leptosphaeriaceae. The record is from RefSeq and is a predicted model, not a curated record.